Messenger RNA from Vitis riparia (riverbank grape), 1527 nucleotides. RefSeq lists its product as uncharacterized. The transcript has a single exon. The coding region runs from base 1 to 1527 and encodes 508 amino acids. NCBI's taxonomy places the organism in Eukaryota, Viridiplantae, Streptophyta, Magnoliopsida, Vitales, Vitaceae. The record is from RefSeq and is a predicted model, not a curated record.
AUGCAUUACCGGCAGCUCAUGACCCUUGACAUGGGGAAUGAUAUGCUAUUGUGCAAGGUUUUCCCAGCCAGUCUGAAAGGCCAGGCUCUUUCAUGGUUCCACCGAAUGCCCGUAAACUCGAUUGACAAUUUUCGGGAUUUGUCCGAGGUCUUCGUGGGGCAAUACUUAUGCUCAACCAGACAUAAGCAGAAUAUCAGCACCCUGCAGAACCUCAAAAUGCAAGAAAAUGAAACUUUGAGAGAGUUCGUUAAGCGCUUCAAACAAGCUGUUCUACAAGUCGAAUCGUACAGCAUGGAUGCAAUCCUCCAAAUUUUUAAGCGGAGCAUAUGCCCAGGGACCCCCUUCUUCGAGUCUCUCGCUAAAAAACCUCCCAGAACCAUGGACGAGUUAUUCCGGCGUGCGAAUAAAUACUCCAUGUUAGAGGACGACAUCCGUGCCGCUGCACAGUCGGUCCUGAUAACUGGCCAAGCCACUAAAAAUGAAGCCACCAGAAGCUUCAAAACACCCAGCCAUCCUGGGACAUCCAACCGGAGGCAAGACGAGCGGUGCCCACCACUCGUUCAAACACCUCUCACCAAGUCAUACAAAAAACUGCUUCCUAUAAUCCGCAAUCUGCCCGGAUUCAGAUGGCCAGUGCCAAUACGAUCUAACCCCUCAGAAAGGGACCGCAACAAAAUAUGUGAAUACCACAAAAAUCACGGGCACACGACUGAAGCAUGCAUAAGCCUCCGUUACAUGGUGGAGGAUCUCCUGAAGGCAGGUCACUUGAAACAAUAUAUUCGACCAGCUCCUCAAGGUGAAGAAUCUCCCCGUAACCGAGGCCCACGCGCCCCAGCAGCUCCUGUUAGGACAAUGAUCAACUACAUAUACGGAGGACCCUUGGAUGACGAGUACAAUUCCAAAAGGAAAAGGCAGAGACUGCUACGAGCAGCCACAGUUCGGGAACACGUGAGCUCCAUCCGACCGGGAUUAGCCGCUGGGAGCAUCCAUCCCAUAGAUGGAACCAUUGUCUUCCCCGCUAUAGAUCCAACCCGAGUGUUGCAGCCGCACCGAGAUGCUCUCGUCCUAACAUUAGGGGUGGGAGACUAUGAGGUGAAAAUAAUCCUGAUCGACCCAAGCAGCUCUGCAGACUUGUUGCAGGUGGCAGUCAUUAAACGAAUGGGCUUUGAACCCUCCAUCUUAGAAAAUCCCGGAAGAACCCUGUCCAGAUUUAAUGGUUCCUCCACAACCUCACUCAGAGAUGUAAUACUGCCGGUUUAUGCUGGGCCAGUCAUCCUAAACGUUUUGUUUUCUGUGGUUGAGGAUUUAUCUCCUUUCAAUGCCAUCUUGGGACGUACGUGGUUAUAUGGAAUGAAAGUCAUUCCAUCCACAUAUCAUCAAAGGGUCAACUUCAUUACCCGAGAUGGGCAAGUUAAUCUUUACGAAAGCCAACUUGCUGCUCGACAAUGUUAUCAGAUCGCUCGCGAAGCCGGACCUAGUACCAACUGCGAGCACUCCUCCAAAGGAGCAACUGCUUCUGACCAAUAG